AUGACAUCAUCGAUCGUCGACUGCAUGAUCACCGUCCUACUGUACUCCUUCCAUGGCCUCCCGAGUGGCGCCUAUGUGGCAAUUCUGGAUCACGAUGCCCGUGUUCUGGUUCGGGUCGAUUCUGCCCUGGGCCGUGACCAUGUUGCGUUGGUUAGGGUCGGGCAGGCGGGCGAGGAUGGUGCAGUUUUGGAAAACUGCAGCCCCGUUGCCGAAUAUGAAGUCGACUGUGCCGAUGACGAGGCAACUGGUGAAGAACUGGCGGUUGGAGUGGACGUACAGCGUGUCCUGAUAUCCGAGCAUGUCGCAUCUGUAGAAUGCCGAGAGAUCGGACCCCACGCGCAGGGCCACGGCCUGGUGCUUGGCCGGGCCCGCCGUGUUCUGGAAGGUGAUGUCCCGCGCGAGGAACCCUGCUCCGACCGCGGCUGCAGAAUUAUAAAACUCGAUUCAGUUAAUAACUGA
This is a messenger RNA of Striga asiatica, 459 nucleotides long. The record is from the annotation of a GenBank genome assembly. Lineage: Eukaryota; Viridiplantae; Streptophyta; Magnoliopsida; Lamiales; Orobanchaceae.